This is a messenger RNA of Microdochium trichocladiopsis, 1029 nucleotides long. Its product is annotated as S-adenosyl-L-methionine-dependent methyltransferase. NCBI's taxonomy places the organism in Eukaryota, Fungi, Ascomycota, Sordariomycetes, Xylariales, Microdochiaceae. The record is from RefSeq and is a predicted model, not a curated record. The transcript is spliced from 2 exons. Gene Ontology annotation, molecular function: S-adenosylmethionine-dependent methyltransferase activity. Bases 1 to 1029 code for a protein of 342 amino acids.
AUGGCAACAACCACCGAGGCCUCGCAGGCGGACGGGCUUCAGACACUGGCCGACCACUUCAAGGACAGGCCCUUAUCCGAGCACGGCUCGCGGUGGAACACGUGCUGGCAGCGCAACCAGACCGACUGGGACCGCGGGCAGCACAGCGUCGCGCUGCUCGAGAUCCUGACCCAGGGCCUGCCGCCACAAAACGACGACGAGGGCCAAGGUCGUACGGCGGGCGAGUUGUUUCCUGGUCAUCCGUGCUGCUCCUCCGGUUCCUCCACUACCAUCACUACUGACAGUGGCGACCAAUAUCGCCAUGGUCGUCGUCGUCCGAAAGCCCUCGUCCCCGGCUGCGGCCGCGGCUACGAUGUGCUCCUUCUCGGCUCGCUGGGCUACGACGUCGUCGGGCUCGAUCUGUCGCCCAUCGGGAUCCAGCGAGCCAGGGAACAUGCAGAGCGGAGCCAGAAGGACGGGACGUACCCGGUGAAACUCGCCGGGGGCGUUGUCCAGCAUGCCAGCCCGGAACCAGGCUCUUUCCAGUUUGUCGAGGGCGACUUUUUCAAGGACGACUGGCUCGAACAGGUCAGUGGCGGCGGCGGCGGCGGCGAGAAGGAUGUCAAGUUCGAUCUCAUCUUUGACUACACGUUCGGCUGCGCCCUCCCCCCCUCAGCCCGACCACAGUGGGCCAACCGGCUGUCCAGCCUCCUCCUGCGACCCGGCGGGAGACUAGUCUGCCUCGAGUUCCCCUCAACAAAGUCCCCCGACGAGCCCGGCCCGCCGUGGGCCAUGCCCCCCGGCGUCUACGAGCGCUACCUCGGCGGCCGCAACAGCAGCAGCAGCAGCAGCAGCAGCAACAUUCAAGGCAGUCGCGUGGGAAGAGGAGGAGGAGAAGAAGAAGAAGAGAGUGCCGGCGGUGCUGGCCUCAAGAGACUAAUCCACGGGAAGCCCACCAAGACACACGCUGCCGGUAUGCGCGAGGAAGACGAUGGGAAGGGGGGCAAGACGAUGGUCGUAGUAGACUGUGUAUCGGUGUGGUCACAUUGA